Physcomitrium patens is the source of this 1451-nucleotide messenger RNA. Its product is annotated as putative adenylate kinase 5, chloroplastic. The record is from RefSeq and is a predicted model, not a curated record. NCBI's taxonomy places the organism in Eukaryota, Viridiplantae, Streptophyta, Bryopsida, Funariales, Funariaceae.
AUAUUGGUGUAGCGUCAUAUCUGUACUCUGUGGCUUCAACAGCAUACCAUGGUAUCGCAUGCUUCGGCCAUGGCGUCUUCGGUAUGUCUCACAAUGUCCCUCCCCAUUCUUCCUCCAAAUUCUAGCCUCGGACGGCUGAAUUCGAGCUUCGGUGGAGCCCGCGUCAUCGCCGAUAACACUGUUAGUGUGUUCAAUUCUCGAGGUGGAGAAAGCCUGCCGUGCUUGCGGAUUCGGGCUGAAGGUGCCCCUAAUUUGGAAACUGGUGACAAGGUCUCUGGUUGGAGAGGAGUGCCGACAAAACUAAACACAUGCCCACAUUCAAGAGAGAUUCGUCAGUACUUCUACAAAGACGCGUGCCAGGCAGCUAAGAAUGCUAUUGACGAUGGAAAGCAUAAACUUAAGGUCCUGCUUACCAUUCCCGAGCUAAAUCCUGAAAUGGAUGUGUACAGAAUAGGGACUUUGCUGGAACUCAUACGAGAACUUGCGUUCACUUUUGCGAAUGAUGGAAAACGCGUCAGAGUUUGUGUACAAGGACCCAUGGGAGAAGGAAUAUUCUCAGGUAUGCCAUUAGCACUUUCAGGUACCCGUCCAAUGCUGGAGCGCAUGGACUGGGGCGAGUAUAUCGAGAAGGACACCUUCAUUAGAUUCGGCGCUGUAGGUGCUAAAGAGGUUUACGAUGAUGACGACAUGUUCAUCCUGAUGGCACCACAAAAUGCUGUUGGAAAUUGUAUUAUUGAUGAUUUGAAAGCAAUGGUGGAGGCAGCAGGUGACAGACCCGUUAUCAUACUCAAUCCGAAACUUAAGGAUAUUCCAGCCUCUGGUGGAAUUAUGCAAGUGGGUGGACGACAGGAAAGGAUGGAGUUUGCCGAAUCUUUUUUCACUUGCUACAAUUUUCGCCUCAUGUACACGUCAGGCACCCAGUACCCAAUUGUCGGUGCAUUUAGGAUGGCAUAUCCAGGACCAUAUGAGAUUUACAGGAGGUUUGAUUUAGACCGUGGUGUUGAGGUUUACAAACUCAUAGCAUCAUUUGACCAUGAACCAACUCGGUCUGAGAUCAGUGACGCGUACAAUGGGAUAGUAAGGACGGCCCAAUCGGCACCUACUGGAAUCUGGAGUUUCUUUUCAAAUCUUCUUGGCUGAGAACUGGAGUUCGUAAGGCUUAGCUUUCUUUUUUUUGUAAAGCGAACAAUUUUAUCUCUUCACGUAGAGUUCCAAAUUUUCUUGUGCACUGUAGUCUUUUUAAUGAAAUAAUUCAGCAGGUAUUUUGAAACCUAUUUUUUUCAAUGUGCUAGUGAGGAUUGUUGAGCAGUAUUAACGUAUUUAGAAGUUCCAUGUGAUUUAGAUGACUUCAAUGGAGAUACGGAGACAGUAAUUGUAUUGUAGUUGAGGUUUCAUGUCACACAACUGGAAUUGUAGAAAUCAAUUUGAAUAACGUUGAAGGUGUAAGCUGC